Messenger RNA from Amborella trichopoda, 1341 nucleotides. The record is from RefSeq and is a predicted model, not a curated record. Lineage: Eukaryota; Viridiplantae; Streptophyta; Magnoliopsida; Amborellales; Amborellaceae.
CUUUGGAAAACCCUAAUUUUUUUUCAUGUAUUUGGACUGCAAACUCAUUGCAUGGUAAGGGAAGAAAACCCUAAUUUUUUUUCAUGUGUUUGGACUGCAUAUUCAUUGCAUGGUAAGGGCAGAAAACCUUAAUUUUGUUUUCAUGUAUUUGGACUGCAUACUGGAAAACCCUAGUUCUUUUUCGUGGUAGACAACCCUAACUGUUGGUAGGUGGAAAGCCCUAGUUUUUUCUUUUUUGUGUUCCCGAAUCACCUCUCGAAGUGUUUAAACUCACCAAAACCUGAUGCUAACUUGAUUCUAAACGGAAUCCUUCUUAAUAAAACUCGGAGUUGCCGAGCAAAUCAAUUGGGGCAGUUGUUUAGAAACAGGAGAUUUUAUUGUAUUCCUUCUUCUUCUCUCUCAAUUUCUCUUACCAGUUACCAAUCCUUCCUUCCUGCAGGUAUGAUGCCCUCAAACAACUCAAACAACUCUCCUUGCGCUGCUUGCAAGUUCCUCCGCCGCAAGUGCACGACUGAGUGCGCCUUCGCCCCUUACUUUCCCCCUGAUCACCCCGAGCGUUUUGCCGAUGUACACAAGGUAUUCGGUGCUUCUAAUGUCAGCAAGCUCCUCAACAAUAUCUCUCCUCCCAACCGGGAAGCUGCUGUCACGGGCCUCUUCUUUGAGGCCAGGAAGCGCAUUCAGGACCCUGUCCAUGGCUGCACGGCCCACAUCAACGAGCUCUACGGCGAACUCAAUGAACUCUAUGACCUCAUUAAGAAUGCGAUGAACGAACUCGCCACUUAUAGCCCCCCUUAUCCCCACCCCCAACUCCACCACUACUUGGAGAUGCCUGCAUUGCCUCCUUCCUCCAAACAACAGCAAUUGCCUACUGCCUUUGCCCCGCCGCAGCAACUUUCUGCUGUGCAGCAGUAUCAGCAGUUGUCCGCAAAUGCUGUACAACCGCGCGAGCAGCAACCGUCUGAACACCGGACGUUGCCUUUGCAGCGGAAGAUUAGCUCGUGCCACCACCACCACUACCAAGAGAUGAUGCAUGCUGCAUCUCCAUCUGCAUCACAACAACUCCAGCAGCUGUCUGCUUCUGCUUCUGCUGCUGGUGCUGCACAACAACACAUGCAAUUCUCAGCUGCCAGGCCUGUGAAGACGGAAGGACAACUCCAUUGCACGAAGCAGCCCAUGAUGAUGCCACUGCCGCCGCCACAACAGCAGCGACAACAAGUUGUGACAGGGUAUGAGGCCGAGCUCCGAAGUAGGGAGAAAGCUUUUGUCGAGGCCUUCAAGGCUGGACGCGACGGAUGCAGGUCUUACUUGCAUGGUGAUGGUGGUGAGCCUCAUUCUUCUUAA